Molecule: messenger RNA, 2181 nt
Organism: Strongyloides ratti
Lineage: Eukaryota; Metazoa; Nematoda; Chromadorea; Rhabditida; Strongyloididae
Product: Calcium-binding mitochondrial carrier protein Aralar1
Exons: 3
Coding region: 1-2181 (726 amino acids)
Biological process (GO): L-glutamate transmembrane transport; malate-aspartate shuttle; aspartate transmembrane transport
Molecular function (GO): calcium ion binding; L-aspartate transmembrane transporter activity; L-glutamate transmembrane transporter activity
Source: RefSeq, a predicted model, not a curated record
AUGAAAAUUUUUAACACAAUCAAUCCUCCAAUUGGGGAAACAACUUACACACCUUUAAUCAAUUCAUACAUAGAUAAUGAAAUACAAUCAAAAAAGAAAAUAUUUCCACAAAAAAGUCUCGUUCAAAAGGUUAUUGAAGAUAUCAUGCCAAUAAGAAAAGUUUCAUGUGCUGUUGAUUAUGCAUCUGCUAUUGGUGCAACAAUACCAAGAGCAAAUCAAGAUCAAUUGUAUCAAAUUUUUGAAAAAUAUGCUUCCGUUGUAAAAAAUGACAAAAAGUAUAUGACAGCAGAUGAUUUUAUUAGAAAAUUUUUGCGUUUAUAUACUGAUAAUAAUUAUAAUAGAGAAACUGUUAGACUUCUUGCAACAGCAGCUGAUACCAGUAAAGAUGGUUUAAUAUCAUUUGAAGAAUUUAGUUCUUUUGAAUCAUCAUUAUGUCAACCUGAUGCAUUAUAUUUAACAGCAUUUGAAUUAUUUGAUAAUAAUGCAUCAGAAAGUAUAACGUGUGAUGAAUUUGAAAAAAUUAUCCGUCAUACAACACCUCUCCUUGAACUUGAUUUUGAUUUUAAUAGUGAUUUUAUUAAAAGAUAUUUUGGUAGUGAUAAAAAAAGACAAUUAGGAUAUCAUCCAUUUUGUCAAUUAUUACAUGAUUUUUAUGAAGAACAAGGUAUACAAGCAUUCAAGAAAUUUGAUAAACGUAGUGAAGGAUCUAUAUCAUCACAAGAUUUUUUUACUAUUAUGACAACUAUUAAAGGUCAUCUUUUAACAGAGUUCGUUCGCAAUAACCUUAUCUCUGUAGCAUCUGGUAAUAGUAGUGCUCAUAAAGUUAGAUAUGCUUUUUAUGCUGCUUUCAAUUCAUUAUUAUGUAAAAUGGAACUUAUUAAAAGAGUUUUUUUAUCACUUGCUCGUGGUAAUUUACAAUUAGAAGUAUCAAAAGAAGAAUUUCUUCAAGCAACACAAUCAUAUGCUCAAAUAACACCAUAUGAAGUUGAAAUAUUAUAUCAUCUUGCUGAACUUGCUCAUCCUGGUAGAGGUACAUUAUCAAUUGAUGAUAUAGAAAAAAUUGAUCCAGAAAGAUUGAAACGUGUUACAUAUAUUUCAAGACUUGCCACAUAUCAAGUAGUUGAAAAUAAAGAAGAAAGAGGUAUAGGUACAGCAGCUUUAGAAAGUUUGUAUCGUUUUGUCAUGGGUUCAGUUGCUGGUGCUUGUGGUGCCACAGCUGUAUAUCCAAUUGAUCUUGUUAAAACAAGAAUGCAAAAUCAACGUAAUGUUGGAAUGGUUGGAGAAGUUGCCUACAAAAAUAGUUUUGAUUGUUUUAAAAAAGUCGUAAAAUUUGAAGGUAUCCUUGGUUUAUAUCGUGGUUUAUUACCACAAAUUGUUGGUGUUGCACCAGAAAAAGCCAUUAAAUUGACAGUUAAUGAUUUUGUUCGUGAUAAAUUUACUGAUAGUGGUCAUAUACCAUUAUAUGGUGAAAUUAUUGCUGGUGGUUGUGGUGGUGGGUGUCAAGUAGUUUUUACAAAUCCAUUAGAAAUUGUCAAAAUUCGUCUUCAAGUUGCAGGAGAAAUACCUAAUUCAGCUAAAAAGAUUAAUGUAUUUACUGUUUUAAAAGAUUUAGGUUUCUUUGGUCUUUAUAAAGGAUCACGUGCCUGUUUUUUGAGAGAUAUACCUUUUUCUGCAAUAUAUUUUCCUACUUAUGCUCAUGCAAAAUUAAACCUUGCUGAUGAUCAGGGACAUAAUAGUCCUGGAAGUUUAUUUGCUUCUGCUUUUAUAGCUGGUGUUCCUGCUGCUGCUUUAGUUACUCCAGCAGAUGUUAUUAAAACCAGACUUCAAGUAGCUGCUAAAGCUGGUGAAACAACUUACAAUGGUGUAAUAGAUUGCUUUAAAAAGAUUAUCAAAGAAGAAGGUCAAAGUGCUUUAUGGAAAGGAACUGGUGCUCGUGUUUGUAGAUCUAGUCCACAAUUUGCUGUUACCUUAUUGACAUAUGAAUUAUUACAAAGAUUAUUUUAUGUUGAUUUUGGUGGAAACAGGCCAUCAGGUUCUGAAGUUCCUGUUAAUACAACACUUCGUGAUGAACAAUCAAUGAAUCCAGAUCAUAUUGGUGGUUACCGUUUAGCUGCUGCAACAUUUUCUGGUAUUGAGCAUAAAUUUGGUCUUUUCCUUCCAAAAUUCGAAGUAAAAAAAUAA